UCCUCCAUAAAUACGCCCAUCCUGUCUCUCUCACACUCCCUCCCUCCCUCCUGCCCACUACUAUAGUUCAAGAAAGUUUAUGUGAUCAUGGGAAUCCGAAAGCCUGCUUGGUUAGAAGCACUAUACAAUCAGAUAUUCUUUCAAGCUUGCACAAUUCAUGAGAACUCAAAGAAGAACGAGAAGAAUAUUUGUUGUUUGGAUUGUUGUAUAAGCAUAUGUCCACACUGUGUGCACAUUCAUCGCUUCCAUAGACUUCUACAAGUUCGACGUUAUGUAUAUCAUGACGUCGUGCGACUAGAAGAUCUAGAAAGACUUAUCGACUGCUCGAAUGUUCAAGCUUAUACCAUUAAUAGUGCAAAGGUUGUGUUCAUCAAGAAGAGACCUCAGAAUAGGCAAUUCAAAGGCUCAGGGAAUUUUUGCACUUCUUGUGAUAGAAGCCUUCAAGAGCCAUUUAUCCAUUGCUCUUUAGGGUGCAAGGUGGAUUUUGUGCUCAACCAUUAUAGAGACCUCACACCAUUCCUAAGGGUAUGCAAAACAUUACAACUUGGCCCUGAUUUCAUCCUUCCUAACGAUACUUGGGACGAUGACAUAACAAACGAGACGCACUCAACUAUCGUGGACUCUGAUGACCCGAUGAGCUCAGGGUCGGGCUCAUUUGGGUCCGAACCUAUGAGCAUCAUGUGCACCGGGUUCGUAAGAAAGAAAAGGAGUGGAUUAUAUAGUUGUGAAAGGUUUUCUAGUAAGGUUCACUCUGAAGAAGAUAUGGCCACAAGCAUGAGUAGAAGAAAGGGAAUUCCUCAAAGAUCACCAAUGUGUUGAGAAAUUAGAGAUAAUUUAAUAAUACAUAACCUCUUUUCUUUUUUUGUAUUUCUAUCGUUUGUUUCUAUUUUUUCUAAAUAUUUUAAGAUACUUUUACUCA
Helianthus annuus (common sunflower) is the source of this 919-nucleotide messenger RNA. RefSeq lists its product as uncharacterized. The transcript has 4 exons. The record is from RefSeq and is a predicted model, not a curated record. The coding region runs from base 88 to 819 and encodes 243 amino acids. Lineage: Eukaryota; Viridiplantae; Streptophyta; Magnoliopsida; Asterales; Asteraceae.